AUGACAGAAGUUCCAGUAAAAGUUGCUGUUCGGGUACGUUGCUAUGAAAAUCAGCGCACUGAUCUGACAUAUCUAGGCAAUCACUAAGAAAUUUGUAAUUGGCUCGUUUAAGUUAGGGGGGUUAUUGUUGGUCUUGCAUUUAUUUUAUUUUAUCCUACUAUUUAAUUUUAUCCCCAUGUCCGCUAAAGAACACUUUUGUAGAUUUUUUAGAUCGUGGGCGGCUAAUUUUAUCGAAUAGUGUUUGAAAGUAAUUUACUUGAGCAUUAAAAUCCUUCGCAGCCGUUCUUUUGGAUGUCACACAAGGCUCAUUCGAUUGGAAGCAGAGAGAGAGUCACUGCGAAGUCAGAAGUGAGGACCUGUAAAUGGAAAUUAAAAAAGUCAAAGAAAAUGUUUUCCCCAUCACUGUGCAACCCCCCAAUUACUUUUUCAAAUAUUUUACCACUUAGACAUAAAACACUUGGGCAGGUAGAUAAUAUUCAGGAUAGUCACAUUUACCAAUAGUUCCCAUAAAUGCAAUGCCUUGGUGAAGAUUUAUUAAAGUAACUCAUCACAAUUUAACUACAAUCAUUAGACAUUUUUUCUCAUGUGCAAUUGGUUUACACUCAUCAUGUGACCAAUAUGCCAUUAAAAUCUAGGGAAUAAUCAGAUAACAUUUUAUAUCCUCCAAUGUUUAUGCCUUGGGCACACUUUGAUGAAAAAAUGUAAAAGUGUAGAGUAUUUUGCCAUUGUUACAGAAGAGAGACAAACUCAGUAAAAGUCUUUUGCAUUACAUGGGAAGUAAGGAGCAAUUCAGGGGCCUUCAAAUGGGUUAAUAUCUAAGCAAUUUUUUUCAAAGCAUGUCAUUGUGUUAUGCCCUCAGGUACGCCCUUUGGUUGGCAAGGAGAAAGUCCACAAUGUCCCACAGUGUGUGCGCUUUAUUCCAGAGAAGCCUCAAUUGAUCCUUGGAAAGGACCGGGGAUUCACAUUUGAUUAUGUGUUCCCUCCAAAAGCAAGUCAGGUAAUGAAUUUAUUAUUAAUACAAUGUGCGUGUUUAUUGUACUGUGUGUAUAUAACAAACAUGCGAAAUCGGGUGAUGAUGUAAAUGAAGGGCUAAAAUCAGAAGAAAAGACCUGAUCACCAAUAAUAGAUUACACAAGAGCCAAAAACUAUCUUUCAGAAUAUGUUGUACCAGUUGCAGUAGAUUUAGUCUUGUCCUUUUUGAGUUAAUAAGAAGAGUAUAGAAAAAUGCCAAAGAGGGGGGACACAUUUGGAUGAUUUAAGUUCCAUCAGGGAGUGUUCAUUUAAAGAGCUCUUUUUUAAAUGGGAAUGCUUUUCAAACAAACUUUGUAAUAAAUGCUGAUGUAGGAAGUUCACAAUGGGUUUUGGAAAAGAGCAUAUAGCAGGUAAGUUAAGGAAAAAUACUUCAUGUCUGAUUAUUUCUUUUUCCAUGCAAGAAUAAACUCAAUAUUUCAUAGAAGAUGGCAAGUUGUUGAUUUUUAAGAGUUUUUCUUUAAUCUUUGUCAUCAGACAGAGGUUUAUGAAAAGUGUGUGGAACCAUUGGUGAAAAGCUGUAUGGAAGGAUAUAAUGCCACUGUGUUUGCUUAUGGACAAACUGUGAGUGCUGUUGUGAUGCUCUGUUCAUUCUUGUUGCUUUAUUGCCACAUCUAAUAUCAUAAUAGCAGUAGGUUUGUAAAUAGCAACUAGUAAAUCUUGAGGUUACUGUGCUCAAGUCUUGUAGCUGUAAGCUCAAAAUUGUCUUGCAAAGUCAUGGUUGGUGUGUGUACAUGUAAAUGUGAUUUGAUAUUUAUAGGUAAAGUGUUCAAUAUAAAGCCCAUCUCUGGUGUAGGAACCCAUUACAUACAUGUGUAAAUUGAAGUCAAAACAGUGUACCGGUGGAAAAUUUUUUAGUGAAAGUUUGUUUACAAACUAAGGAAACUCCAUAGUUUCUUACAAGGUAAACCCUAAGAUACCAAGAAAUAGCAUGUACAUACAUGUAAUGAAGAAGUUUUCUAACACUUUUUCAAUCAGUUAAAUGUUUAUUUGUAUGACAGAGCUCUGGGAAGACCUAUACAAUUGGUGGAACUGACAGUGCUGGCCUUUUGGAAGAACAGUAUGGGAUCAUUCUUAGAGCUGUUAAACAACUUUUUCAGAUUAUGGAGGUAAAUGUUAGCACAGGGAAAUGCAGGAUUUUCAAAAAGAGUUUGCAGAGCAUCAUGUAACAGGAUUUUAGUCAUACCUUUCUCUAAGGGAUUUAAACCUUGGAGUAAAAGUGGAUUGUUUUAGGGGAUCUCCUCAGUGAGGGGCAAGAACCACAGGGCACCUGUUUGCUCAGAAGGUUAUCAUUCCAACAGAGAUAGAGAUUGUAUCACUUUAUAAAUAACUGAUAUUUCAUUUGUGAACUAGCAUCAUGCUCUAUUUACCUACAAUUGAUUCUUCAAGGGAAGGAAUUUUUAUAGUUCUUAUUUCACCAUAUUGAAUCUAUUGCCAUGUUUGACUUGUCAUGAGUAAUGGGUAAAGAAAAGAUGAUGAAGUGAAACAUUAAGUUACAAAUUUAUGAUUUUAGGAUUAUAAAAAUAAUUAUUCCAGGAGUGUGCAUUGGAUAUGAGAUGAGAGAUAGCCAACAUGGUCCAUAGGGCUGAGUUGGGUAUAAUUGCCUCAUAUCUGACAAGUGUGAGUGGUAUAAGUAUUUUAAAAAACACCCAAAAAUAUCGAUAAAUCUUCCCAACUUUACUUUGUAACUUUUUUUUUUUUGAUGUGUACACUUACUGAAGCAUGGUGUAAUGGCUCAUAGCCCAUGAUGGCUAAGCCAAUGAAAACUCUUGCAUUGCAUUAUCCAAAGAUCCAGUUCUUAAUAAUGAUGAUUACAAUGAUGAUGAUGAUGAUGGUGGUGAUGAUGAUGAUGAUUAUUAUAAUUAUUAGGAUUUAAGUUCGUUUAACCCCACCAGUUUGCCAUCUAUAGCCAGGUGUCAUCUCUGGAGGUGUCAGGCAAAAAAUUAAUAUUUUACUCACACUUACCCACAGCUGUAAUCAUUUUCAUGAUCAUGAUGAUGUCAUCUAUUCACUCAAAACUGUUGAUAACACUAUAAUCCCCAAAAUAACUCAUAUCCAGGUUUUUUUUCCACAGGAAAACAAACACAAAACAGAGUUUGUUGUGACUGUAUCCUAUGUUGAGAUUUACAUGGAAGAGUUGAGAGAUUUACUCGAUAUGGAUACAUCCAGCAAAGAUAUUCAUGUCAGAGAGGAUGAGAAGGGAAAUACAGGUACUGCUAUAAUACAAUCGGCAGAAGGCUUACUGCCGUAGUGUUGUUGAGUUUUGUUGUACCAAAUUUCGUGCACGAAGCGAAAGAGUUAGCCCUUAUAUAUCCCAAACUUAAUCAUCUGCUUUAACGAAGAAAGGAAAUACCUUAAAAAGUCAGUAAGAACUUAAAAUAAAGCCGAAAAAAUUGCCUAAAGCGCGGGAAAACGUGAGAGACCAAAUCGCGAGUGGUUUGGAUAAUUGCAUUUGAUUGGUUGAAAGAGUGACGUGAAUUUUAUGGACCAAUCAUAGACUGAGGUAAAGUCAAAACAAACCAAUUUCGGAUUAUUUUCCUCACUCAAAUGAAAAUUGCUCUCUGUAAGUGAUCUUGCUGCAAGUCACUAGAAAGGAGGCUGAGUAUAAAGGCAUUCUUAUAAAUUGCUGGCUGCUGUGCCAAAAAAAUCUCAUUUCUCCAUCUCAAAAAAUUUGAAGCUUUUUGUCUUCGAUUGUCGAAAUAGAAAAAUACCAUUGGAACUCAAAGUAAAAACAGGCAAUUUUCCAAAAGCGUGGGAAAACGCAUCUUAUUGGUUUAGGGAAUGGCGCGAGAUUUCUAGACCAAUCGCAGAGCGAAAUAAAGCAAAGCCAGAGCAAUACCGAAUUACUCUUGACUCGCAAAUAAAAAUGGCUCUAUCAGGUACAGAAUUUUUCCUCUCUUGUUUCAGUUAUUGUAGGAGCCACUGAACAGCCAGUGAACACAGCAGAUGAAGUUAUGAGCUGCCUGGACUCAGGAUCAGCUGGGCGGCAAGUGGGCACCACGAAUAUGAAUGAACGCUCCAGCCGAUCACAUACGAUUUUCACUCUAUAUGUUGGUAAAGAAAAGUCUAAAAACAACAUUGACUUUUACGUAGAUGUCCAGUUCUAAGUAUUAAGCAGCGAAGAGGGGCGAAGUGGCAAGUUGAAAAAUUGGCAAUUUCAACUUAGCAAUCUAAUUCGUUCGGAACGAGGUUGCGUUAGCGAUAGAUUUUGAUUGAAGGGGGAAAGCCCAAAUUAGGUGUAUAGCCCACUUUUUCAAUGGAAAGAUGCAUAGACAAAGACACAAGGAUCUCCUCUCUAGCUUGGGUAGCUGGUCUUUUAAUGGACGUUUUAGGUUGACAAGCGAUGCAGUUGCAAAAACGAGUAGCGGAGCCGCGAAAAGUUUCGGACGUUUGUUACUUAGGUUAUCCCAUAUCCCUCCAUUGCUUCUUCAUGUAAUGAGCUCUUGCUUUUACACGCGAGUAUUUUGACAAAAAUACCUCAAAUUACAACUUUUUUGAGCUUAAUGUGGAUUUAAAGAUUAGUUAUUGACAUUAAGAGUUAAAUUUAUGAGAUUAUGACGUUAAUUUUUUCACAUUCACAAAUUACUUGUUAUUCGUAUCCUCAUUCUUGCUUCCUUUGAUUUCUUGAAAAAAAGAGCAAAAACCUCUGGCUGAAGAUGAGCAUGUUGACAGUGAGAAAAAAGAGCGACAUGGGUAAGAAAUUUAGUAUAUAUGUAUAUAUGUCUUGGCAGGCCUUUCAAUAAAAGCAAGUCACCAGAUCUCUCACCACCGUCUGUUUAGCCUCGAGCAGCCUCUCGUGUUUGUGUACCGCCUCAUGGCCUCUUUUCGGACCCAGUCCCCUAUUACAACAUCGGCAGCUGCUUAUAGAGAAAGUUAUUAUAACCCAUGUCUUGGUAUUUUUUUGUUUCCUUGUUUGUGCGUGUUUUUUUUUCGAUCGUAUUUCCGUUUUAAGCAAUCUUUACUAACUUGGUAAAAUGAUAAAACUGCGCUUUCUUUGGCCUAUCUUCACUCUUUUGUUCAUAGAUAGUUGGGCACCGUAGACUAAUCAUUGAUUUCUCUUAAUUAUUUGUCAGACUUCACAGAUUACAAGUAUGCUAAGUUUCACUUCGUUGAUCUUGCUGGUUCAGAGAGAGCUCAUCGAACAGGAAACGUCGGUGAAAGGUUCAAGGAGUCUGUGUACAUUAACAGUGGUUUGUUAGCACUGGGAAAUGUGAUUAGUGCUCUAGCGGACUCCAAAAAGAAGGUAUGCAAAGAAACGUAUUAUGAUACUAGAAAGGUGUAUUCAUGCAAGACAUGGAGGCCUAUUGACUUGGUACCAGUUCAAAAUACGCAUGGUUUUCUCGUUACUUAAAGCUUCUGUCUUUUUCGUUAAACUUAUGUCAUCUACAUGAAGCAUAAAGGCAAUAAGUAAUGUUUUGACCUUGUGGAUGAGAUAAUGUCACAAAUUGACGCGUUAACUGCAGCUAUUAAAGUAAUUAAUGAUCAUAAUUUAGCCUUUCAACGUCAAGUCGCGCUUAGUACAUCGUCUAGUGAGUCUUCUUCAUUGAGUGGCUCCUUUGCAAGCCGCGAUGCCUGCUCCCAGUUACAAUACCCUUAAUUCUGGCUCCUUUAAAGUCCAUCUGAGAUCAACUUUUGCGAUAUUAGUGUUUUGUCGCAGAAGCGCGGUGCCAGUCCAGUGCCAUUCUAUUCUUGCAAGGGGAGCUCUUAUGUUUUUUCUUUGACCAGUUCAAAAGGCUCGUUGCUGUCAACCUGUUUUUGUAGACAAUAAGUGUGAAAAAAUUCAGAAUUUGACCUGCACAACUUACAUGACCGGAAGUGAGUCUUCAAUUUUACCUUGCUGCAUUUUCUGAUUGCCUUUUUAGGUCCUCCAUGUUCCUUACAGGGACAGUAAGGUAACAAGACUGCUAAAAGAUUCCUUGGGAGGCAAUUCCAGAACAUUGAUGAUAACGUGUCUCAGUCCUUGUGCAACAGACUUUGCGGAAAAUUUGAAUUCCUUAAAGUAUGCCACGAGGGUGAGUAUGUUGGACCUUAGUUUAAAGCGAAAGAAAAGGAAACUAAUGCAAGACUGAGUCUAAACUAAGACUUAUGAGUACGUCAGGUAAAGCGAAGAUUGUCGCACACAAUAUUCCCUUCUUUUUAGGCUAGAAACAUUCGCAACAAGCCAGUGGUUAAUCGUGAUCCACAAAAUACAAGACUGGCAGAAAUGCAAAGCGAGAUACAGGUAAAGUGAUCUUAUAUCAGUGUGUGUGUUGGUGAACUUGAUUCACUUGAAUUUUAAGAAAAUACCCCAAAAUAUCCUAUUGCGAACUCCAAGACCAUGUUGGGUUAUUUAACGUAACCUACAUCUAAUGAAGACACAAAAAGCGCUCGCUCUCAGACUUCACUAAUAUGUAAUGGCAUCAAAGGAAGAAGCCUUUGUCAGCCAGAUAGUGCCAGCUAAAAGUACAAUAUUUGACAAAAAUCAGUUAUCGCUUGUUGUUAGGUGUUACUUUGCCUCCUGCCCCCUGUCCGUCCCUCUCUCCCUAGGUUUGAACCUUAAAGUUACACCUGUGUGAUUCUCUCGCGUUAAUCGUGGCCCUCACUCUUUUUGUCUUUUGAUGUAGGCUCUCCGUGAAGAACUUCAACGGCGCCGUGGUUCAUCUUUUGGGUCUGCCGGUACAGGAGAAGAUGCCGAGCGGAUCAAGUUGCUAGAGGAUGAAUUAGAAAGGUAAGGAACUGCGAAAAAUCAUUUUCCAAAUAUUGCUGCAUUUCAAUUUUUUAAAAUCCUAUUUGUGCACUAAAUUAGAUUUGACACCACUUCCCCUCCUAGCAUGAUGUGAGGUAUUUCGAUAUAAACGUGGAGCCAAUGAAAAAGAGUUUUUUUUUUGUCUUCUUUCAGAUCUCGUGGAGCGUGUGACACAUAUAAACAGCUUCUUUCCGAUGCUUUAAAUCAAUUAAAAGCUCUGCAUAAGGCCAGCGUGAUGUCAAAUAAUCAGUGUAGCCAGUUUGAUCGGUUGCUUAAAGCUGUAGAACAGAUCAGGUCGAGACCAAUCUGGACUCCAAACACCAGUCGUCAACAACAAGCCGACUUGAUAGAGCAGCUUAAGAAAGAACUUAACAAGGUAAUGGUGAUGAUUUUGAAGGUUUCAGGAUAGACAAAGUUAUGCAAAUGAAACAGUAAAAUUAAGUUUAUCGCCUCCCAAUUGGCUCUGCCAUUUCCCCGUCUAAACCACGAAUCCCUUUCCUUCAUAGUACAAGGAAGAUUUGUCAAGUGAUGAAGAAAUAUUCGCGGAGAAAUCAAAGGAGAUCGAAUUUCUAAGAGAGCAUGCGCAUAAACUCGAGGAAGAGAAACUUAAACUCAACAACCAACUGCAAGAAGCGCAGAAUCGCUUGAAAAAACAUGAAGAUCAACUAUUCCAGCAACAACUCCAGCUUAAUCAACUCCUUCUUAACCAAGGGGGUCAUCAAGGUACGAUUGAAGUUUUCAAGAGAUAAUUUUUUUUCUGCUUUUUUAGAAAAAAUUGUGCGACCAGAUUAGAUUAUCCUUCUGUAAAGUUUAAUUCUGUUUACUGGGCUUAUUUGUUGUUCUUUUAGAAGACAAAAUGGUCUUCUCCAGUCCUCGAGGAACACGUAUUCAUACUGCGCCAUUAGUUGAAGAUGGGACGGCGUCUAUGAAUGAUAGAGAAGUUCACAGCAGCCCGCCUGUGGUAAGCAUUAACGCGCUAUACUGUUCGUUGAGUUAAAAAAAAUCCCGAGGGAAAUGCUUGAACAAAACCGAGAUCAGCAGUAGUGGGGCGCGGAGAUUGUUUUUAAUCCAAUUUUUUUUUUCCGGAAAGAGGUAUCCUUGUAUAACUCUUACUCCCCCUACCUGCCACACUUUAAGUCUACGUGCCAUAUUGCCUUAAGAAAGAGAGCCAUACACUUGUGAAAGUUAAAGGCCUUUCCAUUUCUUACUCUUCUUGCCUUAGGUUCUAAAAAGGAAAUUUGAUUGCUUCUGUUUCGUGUCUAGUUCAUAGUUGACAGAGUCAUACAAGAUUUCAGAGCACGCAGUCAGUUGCUAGUCAGCCAACACGAGGAGGAAGACGAGGUUGUAUGCACCUUGUCAGACAGCAGUGAAAGUGCAGACGAGGUGGAUGAAGAACCUUCAAGGUACAAAAAAUUAACCCAGAGGGAAGCGAAGGCUAAGUGUAGAAUUGUGUGAUUUAUUUUUAGUAACGUACUAAUUGACCGGGAUCAUUUUGUGCUAACCAACCUCAUCCUGUUUACAUCAAAAUUGAGAGAGACAUGCUCGCCUCAGAACAUGCACAAGAAAGUUCGUUCUGACUCUGUUUACUUGCUUUUUCUAACAUUGGUCGGCAUAUUUGUUUUUAAAUCGUAGAAUAAUAUUUAUUUAUUCUCAGGGAAUUGGGCAGGACUUGGAAUAUGAAAAGAGAAAGCUCGAAAAUACCACGGGUACCUGAGACUGUUCCUAAACAAUCAAAGACUUUAAAGAUCUUGGGUAACGGCAAGGUGAAUGGUUUAAAAACGCUUUGUGUACUUAUAUUCGUUUUACAAAACAUCGUCAUGUAAACAAACAAAAUACUUUUCCAUAGAUUUGCACCUCUACCUCCACAUAUUCUUGCUUUAGAUGGUAUAUGCGUUUGCUGUAAUAAACUUGUUCGUGAAAUCGUUUGCGUUAGGUCUCUACAAAAGAUUUGGCAGAAUCGAAGGGCAGAGGGUCAAGACCUGACUCAGCGGAACAUAAUGAAGUUGAAGUAUUGAGGUCGAGUACUCAAGUUAUCGGAAACGAAGUGAAACAAUCAGAGUUAAGACUCCACUCCGCCCAGCAAAAACUGAGAGAUUUAACUAUUAAUAUAAGGUACCGUUGCUCAAAGUUGAUCUUCCCCAUUCCUCACAUUCACGUCUUCUUCGUUUCCCUCCUUCCCCCUUCCUACUUUUCCAUCAACCAUCCCUUCCCCCAGCUUCUCUCUCCUCCUUCUCCUUUUUUUCUUCUUCCUUGUCCUCUUCCCCAUCACCCCUCCUCAUCCCUCCACUUCGUUUCUUUCAGCGUCUUCAACCGCCCCUCUCUUGCUGCUCCUUAUCCUUCUUGUUUUCCUCUUUUUCCGUGUCAUCCUCCUCCUUUACUUCAUCAUCCUCUCUCUCCCUCUCAAUCUACUCCCUUCCCCUCUUUUUUUUUUUUUCCCAAUCUUUCUAUUCCUUCCCUUUCUUCCCUUCGUUGUCCUUCUCCUCGGUAGCCAGCGCACGUUUUAUAUCAAAACCUUUUUAUCUUUCUCCUUAUUGAAAGAAAUUAGCUGUAUAGUUGCCUCUUACCUCUUUUGUAUACAGUGUGAUGUUUUGAUGAUAAAUGUUUAGGCAAAAAGAGGAGUUGAUCAAGGAACUAGCCAAGAGUGAUAGAGAAGCCAAGGACACAAAGAAGCAGUACUCCGAGAAAAUAAAGUCCAUGAAACAGGAGUUGGAAAAAGCCAAAAAAGAGUUGGAAGAAAGUAAGAAAACUCUGGAAGAAUACGAAUCUAAAACUAAUCACGAAGUCGCGGAGAAACAAAAAGUCGAAACUGAGUAUAAGAAAAAGUUGCAGGCGGUGGAGGCCAAGCUUCAGGCUUUGAAACGAAAGCAAAAGGUAAGACUUAUGUUUUGGACGUUUAAGCUGCUACAAGUAUUCUUUGUUAUACUUGGCACUUCUUCGUUCUUUCCAACCGUAAAGACACAGAAGAGAGCUUAUCUUGUUUUGCCUACUCGUUAGAUGAAAUGUCUGAGAAUGGCUCUCGUCUCCUUCGGUAAACAGCUGGAACAUUCGAGAUAGCAGCACCGGAACCUGGACCGUCUUGAAGACCAAGGCAGCGCAUUAGGCCGCUGCGUCCAUAGCAUUCUCUCUUACCCAUCUUUUUGUAGCUUGGUAUCGGUUCUUUUCGAUGUGAUCAUUCGUAAGGUUUUGAACAGAAAUUUUUUGAACAGGAGGUCUCGCAACUGCGUCAGUUGUAUCAUGUAUGGGUCUGCAUUUCGAAAUUUCUUGUCAAAAAGAUAACCUUUUUCCUAUUCAUUUUCUUUAAAUAUUCCAUAGGACAAUGAAAAAAUAAGCGCCCUGCACGAAGAGAGGGAAAAGAAAGUUCAGGAACUUGAGGUGCACAUUGACAGGAUGAGAAAUCAACAGGAUCAGCUCCAGAAGAAGCUUAAAGAAGAGGCUGACAGGAAAAUAAAAAUGGAGAGAGAAAUGCAGAAACAACAGCACAAGAUCAAAGAACUUGAAGAUAAUAUGAGCCAGCAGCAGAAGAUACUCAAAAGGAAAACAGAAGAGGUGGCAGCCGCUAAGCGGCGACUUAGAAGUGUUGGCAAACAAGGAUCUGAAGAAAAGGAGAGGUACGAAUCUUCCUAGAUACGGUAUUGCAUAGAAAGGUUCAUUGGGUUAGGAGUAGUCUUCUGAACAAACACUGGCCAGCUUUUCUUAAUGUACUACUAAAGAACGAGCGAGAUCUCAGAUCUCCUUAACCGUUGCGGUGGUUACUCUUGAAUUUUACCCUAAACCGAAAAAUAAUGAUACCCCUAGGACGUCUACUGUUCUGUUUAUAGCGAUGAACAAGCAAAAUUAGAGCAACGCCGUCAAUGGUUGGAUAAUGAAGUUGAAAAAGUUUUGAGGAGAAAGGAGGCCAUGGAAGCUUUAGCAGAGGAGCUGAAGAAAAGAGAAGCCAUCCUACUAAACAAAGAAGCCAUGCUGGCCGAGAGAAGUGAACUGGAAAUGAAGAAACUACGCUCUAGCCAGAUACUUACCAAGGUAAGAAUAAAACACAUUUUAACUUUUAUGUUUUCUUUAAGGAGACACUUCCUUGUUCAAACUAUUAAGUCACAGAGAAGAGAAAUAGUUUAGAGAGUUAAACCACUUCAUUAACCCUUUACACCCUAACAUCAGUAUGCAUAUUCUCCAUACUGUUUUCCAUAUAUUUUCCAAAGAGGUUGACAAGGAGAAUUUGUUUAACAGUCAAGAGCUGCUUUAGCUGGUGAUUAUCUGCUCUGUUCUCAUGACUUUCGUGUUUGAUUCAGGGGUGAUAUAGUAAGGAGAAAUUAGAUGAACCCUUUAGUCACUCUUAGGGACUAAAGGGUUGAACUCGAAUAAACGUCUGGACUCCGACACCUUCUUAAUGAUGAAAUCAUUUUCAUUUGAAUCCUCUAGGAUAUUCUUAGACUAUCUACCCAACUUGGAGAAGUUGAUAAACAGAUCCAACAAAAGGGGAAAAAUGUGGACGGUAGGAUUCUGUGUUAAAAUCCUGAAUUACUGGUUUAUACGAAAUAUCACCAAGAGCCACUUCACCAGAGAAUCACUGUACUACUUUUAUCUUAAAAGUUGAUUGACGUCUCUGUCGUGACAGAAAAGAUAGAAAUGCCGAAAAGGUCAAGAUACUUUUUUAUUUAAUUUGGACAAACUGUGUCAUUUUACAGAAUAUUCACAUGAAUUCUUUAAGUUUUCCAUGUAUGGCUUUAUUCUAUUGAACAAUUUCUGUAAUUCGUUUGCUCGAUUUGCUCACUAUUAUCAUUGAUUGCGAGAGUAAAGCAAGAACUUUUAUCGUUCAACAUAUCCACCCAUUCACCCAUUUUACCAUAAUUUGUUUUCUAGAAACUGACGCUUCAAGUCAAAGUAAGAGUAAUGAAAGUGCAAAAACUUUGGAGAGAACAAAAGAUGAACUUCUAAAACAACGAGAACUUUUGGAGCAGAAACUACAGGAAGGCUCCUUGUUAGAUCCAAAGGAAGAAAGGAGGUAAAAUUUACAUAUUUUAACACACACACACCCCCCCAACUCUCAGAACUGAUCAACUUGUAAAACGUGCUCACGUUAUCGAUGCACCGUAAAGCUGACAGGUGACGAGAGUCAAUAAAUUUAUCACCCUUGGGGAGUAAUCCUAAUAAAAUCUUAUGACUGACAGGAGGUUCACGUCAUGAAGAUCAAUCGAUCGUUUUAAUAGCAACCGAAGCCAUUUUUUAUCAUACCGAGGUUUCUCGGUUGAAGCAAAACCGAGCACUAUUGAGAUCGCUUCGACGCUGGUGGAACCCAAAUCAGUCAUCAACUUAUGGAAUGCAAAAUAUAGAUAAUCUUUGUGACAAUCACAUGUUGAUAUGCUUCUGUUCUGUCCAGGCUUAUUGAACUGGACGAAGGUAUCGACGCGCUAGAAGCUGCUAUCGAGUUUAAAAACGAUAGAAUUGCCACCCAACAAAAAGAAUUGGACAGUAGUAAACUUCUUACAGACAAAGACCGAGAAGGACUGAUGAGCAAGCUGAGUAACCUCCCACAAAGGGAAGCCACCGCCCUGUUGUCCAAAUACUUUGAGAAAGUUGUCGAGUUGCGGGGAAGUGAGAAGAAACUGGAGCUGCAUUGUAGCGAUUUGGAGGUAAGUAUAAAUGAAUCAGCGAUGGGGUAACGUAUAAAAGGCAGUCUGAUGAUAAUUCGUCUUCCUCUUCGGAGAAAAAUGAAUACAUAAUCAGCAAAAGGAUAGAACAGCGAAAACUGGCUCUCCCUCCGUGAGAAUGUUUUGCUUCCAUCUGAGAUUAAAUUUUGUAAAUUACUUUGCAACAUGAGUAUGUUACUUACCAUUUUUUUACAUUGAAUUUCGCCAGGUUCGUAUAACCGAGCAAGAACGGAUCAUUGGUGAACUGGGUCGUGGAUUGCAGCAAGCUGGAAUAAAAAGGGGACCGAAGGCUAGUGGAGCAUCAAAAGAAAUACGAACAGAGGAUACAGUUCUUAAUGAACAAACUUCGUGAUGCUGAGUUAAAUGAGACACCAGAUGAGAGAAUAAGGUACCUUAUUAAAAAACGUAACAAUAAUCCGGGUCAUAUUUGAUUUAGUUUGAAAUGCAGAAUUUAAGUCACCCUUUUUCGCUGGUAUACCGUGUUGUUUUUUUUUGUUGUUGUCUAAUAUUUGUGUUUGGUUUUGUCGCAUUUGUUUGAAAGAAAUAAUGUAAGCAUAGCGUUGAAGUGUAAUUCAGCUAAGAGUGAUGUCUACCAUAGCUCACGUAGAAAAAUACUGUAUGUAGAUAAAAGGUUAUGUCCUGUCACAAGGGUGAAAUGAAGAUCUGCAGUCGUACGGACACAAAGAAAAUGAUACAAUUGUGAUAGCAUGUAAACUAAACCAAAUAUUUCUCUUUUAUCGCAGUGAACUUGAAAAUAGAGCCCAACAGUUGGAGAAAGAUCUGUAUUACUACAAGAAAACAAGCCGCGACCUGAAAAAGAAACUGCGAGAGAAGAUGGUGUCUGGAAUGGGUACCAGUGUUGAAUCGGAUGUUUUUAUGGCCAGUAGUGAACUGGAAGCUCAGCAUAAAAGUACAGAUGUCUACACCAAGCAUUUAGCGACAGACGUUUCCCGUAUGAAGGUAAAUAUUCCUCUGGUGAUUUUUUAAGAAUGACUGUUGGCUUCCUUUUUGGCCUGCAUUUUGGGUAUCCUACGUUGGGUGUCUUGUUUUCCUCUUUGGCUUUGUAAUUCCUUGGUUACACUCUAACAUUUUUUAAUUUUUUGCCGUUGGUUAGUUAGCUUAUUGUCCACUGACUGACUGACUAAUAAAAUAACUGUUUUACUCACUGACUGACAGACUGACUUUGUGCCUGAUUGACUGUUUGACUUACUGAGUAAAUGACUGACUGAUUGACUGACAGACUGGAUUGUUGACUGAUCGACUUGCUCACUGACCGUCUCAAUAACUGAAUAAUAAGGGUAAGUCUUUAAAUAAACUAUGGUGCUGCGUUGGUGGGGCGUAUUACAAUAUAAUUUGGUUUCAUCAAUUGAGUUUAUAAUGUGAAUUGUCCACCGUAAAGAGUUUCUAAAGCUGAGGUUCCAGCUUCAGCCUUUCGUCAGAGCAAAUCCGCGCUCUAAAAGGGUCUAACAUUCGAACAUCGGCUUUAGGUUCUCUGAACGGUGGCCAAUUCACAUCAUCAACUCAUCUGAUAAAACCAAAUUAUCUUGUCUCAAUAAGUAACUGAUUGACUGUUUGAAUUAAUGACUGACUUAUUGAAUGAUUGGUUGACUAAAUGACUGACUGACUCACGGACCAACGUACGGACAAACUGAACUUCAAAUUCAUUGAUUGAUUGAUUGAUAUCUUCCAUUUUGUUAUCUAUUACCUUAAAGCAUUCUCUCGCCGAAAAGGGAAUGGGAGUUCCUUCUCAAGCUUCUACUCCUGUUAGGGUUUCUCGUAAAGAGCUUCGACAGCUGAGGUACUUUUAACUAAAGUAACGAGCCAAGUUUGAUGGCCUUGUGUCUUUGCUUAGUACUUUGGUUGUCACAUAACGCUAAAGAACAAUGAUAAUAAUAAUAAUAAUGAUUUAAGAAAGACUCUCUACACGAUGUGAAGGGGGCCAAGAAAGGACGAUGAGGCGAACUGUUUUUUCGCUGUAAAAUUAAACAAUAGAGAACAACGUUUGUAAUGAGUUUUUCAUGUAUUUACUUGUCGAUAGAGAGGCUGAUUUGUGUGCCUAGAUUGGAAUAGUCGUCCAAGUGAUUCUCUGAUUUUACUCUCACCUCAGUUCACAGGAAGUGUCAAUGCGUAGAUCUCAGUCUUCUGUGGCCAGCACGGUCCCUGAAUUGCCAGGUCUCUUUGACAAACACAGCCUUGUGGAAGAAUCUGCCGACGACUUAGUACAAGGUGUGUGAACGACAGUUCAAUAACUCCUCCGUAGUUUUCAUUUCUCGAUACAUAUUAUAUUUUUAAAGGAUAUGAUAUGUGAUGAUAAUUACUGAAAGACCAAUUUAAAUAAUAUGCCAUUUUUUCCCUCAGAUUCAAUUGAACAAAACAAGAAUCCCUGGGCUUAAAUCUACAUUUUUACCAACGUGAGAAAGGAAGAUGUAAGGAAUUGAGACCAUGGAUGAAUUUGAUGUGUUAAUAUAGAUUAGUUUUCCAUGGUCUAUGUGACAUUGCAACCCACUAUUAAUUUCCGCGUGAUUCUAUUGGCUACUUUACAUCGCGUGGUGCAAAAUCACUGGACCGGGAAGAAGCCAGCUCUAGUGUUUUACUUUUUAAUCUUUAUUACUUUACCCGGAAGAAAAACCAAUUGGUUUAGUAGAGUAAUCGUGGUAGUGAUAUGAAAAAGCAGAUCUCAAAUUCUGCUCCAGAAAGUACAAAAUGUCAAGAAAAUUUAUUGUCAUCGCGCGGUAUGACACGUAAUGGGAGGAUUAUAAAUCAAAUAAGCCACCUUCUGGCUUGCUGGUAUGUCGGCUGUGAUGUCCUUUGCUGAGAGACUGUCCUCAAAAUUUCACAUUUUCCCUCGAAGCUUCGCUUUCCCGCCAGAAAAUUCGUUUUUCGGACGAUUACCCAGUCGUGGAAGUUAGCCAUCGACACACCAGCUACCGGAAGGAGUUUAUUUACUUAAUUUUUGUUUCAGUAAACUCUUGCCCCAUGUAUUUUAUUGUUUUCAACAGUUGGUCGACUCUGUAAAGAAUGUGUUGUGGAGCUAAAAUGCAACUUUAUUGUUACAUACAUUCGUCGUGAAAACAGACUAAGGGUGAAAACUUGAAGUGUGUCAGUAUUUAUUUAUUUGUUUAUUACUAAUGCGUUCUUGUGGAUAAUUGGUUUUAGUAACAAUCGUUCCUUCAGCUUUUGUGCGUUUGUUUAUUUUUACAGCACAAGCUACUUUUUAGAAGCAUGUUAAAUAAAGAGCCUGACGGCCGUAACGGACAAACGGGACAGCAUAGCUGUAUUUUACUUCCUCUCCUUUUAUUUCUUUGAACUGUAGAACAAUUCUGUAAAAAAGACAUGGGUAUAAUACAAAGUUGUAUAAAAUCAUACGUUGUAAUUAUAAAGUUGAAAGUCUACUUUUCAUCUUAAUCAUGUUUACUUCUGAACAGUUCAUAUAAUGAAACAGUUUUCUACACUUGUUCAAAG
This is a messenger RNA of Pocillopora meandrina, 15861 nucleotides long. The record is from the annotation of a GenBank genome assembly. NCBI's taxonomy places the organism in Eukaryota, Metazoa, Cnidaria, Anthozoa, Scleractinia, Pocilloporidae.